AUGGAGGCGGCCAACCCCAAUCCCACCGUGGUGCUGCACGCCUGCCUGGGCGUGGGCCACCUCAUCCCCAUGGUGGAGCUCGCCAAGCUCUUCCUCGGCCGCGGCGUCGCCGUCGUCAUCGCCGUCCCGACCCCGCCGGCAUCCACCGCCGAUUUCUUCUCCUCCACCGCCUCCGCCGUCGCCGGCCUCGAGGCCGCCAACCCGUCCAUCGCCUUCCACCACCUCCCGCCCCCGGACUACCCCGACCCCAACCCCCACCCCUUCCUGCAGAUGCUCGACCUGCUCCGCCUCACCGUGCCGUCCCUGCUGGCCUUCCUCCGCUCCCUCCCCUCCGUCGCCGCGCUCGUCCUCGACCUCUUCUGCAUCGACUCCCUCGACGCCGCCGCCCAGACCGGCGUCCCGGCCUACAUCUACUACACCUCCUCCGCCGGUGACCUCGCGGCGUUCCUCCACCUGCCGCACCACUUCGCCACCACGGAGGGGAGCUUCAAGGACAUGGGCAAGGCGCCCCUCCGCUUCCCCGGGGUCCCGCCGAUCCCGGCGUCCGACAUGCCGCACACCGUGAUGGACCGCGCGGACCCGAUCUGCACCAUCAGGAUCGGGCACUACGGGCGCAUCCCGGAGGCCCGGGGCGUGCUGGUCAACACCUACGAGUGGCUUGAGGCGAGGGCCGUGAGGGCGCUCCGGGAGGGCGUGUGCGUCCCCGGCCGCCCGACCCCGCCGGUGUACUGCAUCGGGCCGUUGAUCGUCUCGGACUCGGCGGCGGCGCAAGGCGAGCGGCACGCGUGCUUGCCAUGGCUGGACGCGCAGCCGGAGCGGAGCGUGGUGUUCCUCUGCUUCGGCAGCAUGGGCGCCGUGUCGGCGGCGGAGCUGAAGGAGAUAGCGCACGGGCUCGAGAACUCCGGCCACCGCUUCCUGUGGGUCGUGCGCACCCCGCCGGACGACCCGGCCAAAUUCUUCCUGCCGCGUCCGGAGCCAGACCUGGACGCGCUCCUCCCCGAGGGGUUCACGGAGAGGACACGAGGCAGGGGGAUGGUGCUGAAGAUGUGGGCGCCGCAGGUGGAGGUGCUGCGGCACGCCGCCACCGGCGCGUUUGUGACGCACUGCGGGUGGAACUCCGUCCUGGAAGCGGCGUCGGCCGGGGUGCCGAUGCUGUGCUGGCCGCAGUACGCGGAGCAGAGGCUGAACAAGGUGUUCGUGGUGGAUGAAAUGAAGGUCGGAGUGGUAAUGGAGGGAUACGAUGAGGAGCUUGUGAAGGCUGAGGAGGUGGAGAAGAAGGUGAGGCUGGUCAUGGAGUCAGAAGAAGGGGAGAAGCUGAGGGAUAGGCUGGCAUUGGCCAAGGAGAAGGCCGCUGAAGCGCUGGCAGACGGCGGGCCGUCGCGGAUGGCGUUUGCCGAGUUCUUGAAGGAUUCAAAGCUCUCCACAUGA
Molecule: messenger RNA, 1428 nt
Organism: Triticum turgidum subsp. durum (durum wheat)
Lineage: Eukaryota; Viridiplantae; Streptophyta; Magnoliopsida; Poales; Poaceae
Source: the annotation of a GenBank genome assembly